UUAUUCCCAGCCUAAUUAAUGCAUAUCGCAAUCACAUCAGUCAAGUUGUCUGGAAUGCAAUGCGAUGGAGGAAGUCUGGGAACUAAAAGGAAGUCAAGAUGGCCGCCAAGCCGAACUGUUUGAUAGUUUGCAGUUCUGCAACUCAAGGCGUGUCAGCUCAAUCCUUCAUUCAUGCAUUCACUUUGACGCACUCAGUAUUCAAUGUUCAGAUCGCAACACCGCAAGGUCAGCAGAUAGAUUUUGUUAAAUCAGAUGACAACAGCAGAAAGUGGUUGAAUGAGUUUCGAACCAAACAAUUUUCAGUUGCUGGAAAACUUGAAAAUGUUGAUGCAUCAAGAUACGGUGCAGUGCUUAUCCCAAGUGCUCCAGGAGCCCUUCAUGAUCUUGCUCAAGACAGCGAGCUUGCAAAACUUUUGAAUACAUUUGUCCACGAAAAAAAGCCCAUUUGUGCCAUUGGACAUGGUGUUGCUGGACUUUGCUCAGCAAGGAGAGAGGAUGGAAAAUCUUGGAGUUUCAAGAGCUUUAGCUUGACAGGGCCAUCAGUUUUUGAAUCGGCUCGUUCAGCUGAUUUUUCAAGUCUACCAAUAAUCCUUGAAGACUGGAUCAAAGAUCACGGAGGAACAUACAGUGCCAGUGAACCAGAUGGGAUGCAUGUCAUUAUUGAUAGACACCUUAUAACAGGACAAAAUGACACUUCAACACUUUCAGCUGUUCAGAAUCUUAUUCUACUGUGCAAUGCAAGACAAGGCAAGGCCAAGAGUUGAGGCCGACUCAGAUGGACAGCUUAGAAAAAUUGACAAUAACUUAGCCUACUCAACCAUCAAAUGACAUGGUUGACAUCACUGUUUUCAGGAUACUUUUCAGUAACAGAAGUUGAUAGAUGGGUUUAUGAUUGGAAGCCUGAUACAAUUUUAUUUUUAGGAGAAUAUAUUCUUAAUUUCCUAUAUUGAUAUUAAGUUUCAUGUUAAUCACUUCUGGGAGUUAACUUUUUGGUGGUAUUCUGCAAUUAUUUUCUUCCUGCAGAAACUUAUUUUUUCAAAUUGAGGACUUGCAAGAACUAAAAGGAAAAAGUAUUUGUGCCACAAUUUUGGUCUACCGGUGAAAAUAAAAAGUUUUGCACAAACUUUUUUCCUAUCUCAGUCCUCAUUUUUUGUUUUGGUGUCAGCUAGGUUUCUUUUGUGGUAUAGUGAUGUUGAAGACAGCAGGAUUAUGUUACCAGGCUAAACACAAGAAAGGCCAACAUCUCACUAUCAAAUAACAGAGGGCUUAGCAUGCAUAUUCCUAUAGUAAACCAUAGGGAAAGCUGAUGUGUGUGGGGCUGAAAGAGUUGCUUUGAGUCAGUUCAGAAAAAGAUGUCUGGCCCCACACUUACACAGCUCUUUUUCAUUUUCCAAUAACAUGAAUCAAAAUUGUGGACUUCCAAGUCAAAAUAAAAUAAAUGAGAAAAAGAGUUCUGCUUCUAAGUGAA
Molecule: messenger RNA, 1468 nt
Organism: Stylophora pistillata
Lineage: Eukaryota; Metazoa; Cnidaria; Anthozoa; Scleractinia; Pocilloporidae
Product: glutamine amidotransferase-like class 1 domain-containing protein 1
Cellular component (GO): cytoplasm
Molecular function (GO): glyoxalase III activity
Source: RefSeq, a predicted model, not a curated record